Molecule: messenger RNA, 285 nt
Organism: Penicillium digitatum Pd1
Lineage: Eukaryota; Fungi; Ascomycota; Eurotiomycetes; Eurotiales; Aspergillaceae
Source: RefSeq, a predicted model, not a curated record
AUGGCACCGGAAGUCAGCCGCGUAAAGCGGGAGCAAUUGCCCAAGCGCCUGAAAAACCUGUUACGCCGUCAUAAUGACUUUUGGCGCCUGUAUUCCAUCAGGAGCUGGGUUGUCAUGGAAAUGCCAAAUGGCCGGCUCUAUACCUACUAUUCCCACCCUGAUAUCUCGGUGCCAACUAGGCAGGACAUAGUAAGAUUUUGCUCUGUCUGUUCCCUGAGUGAAAUUCUAACUUUGUCAGAAGAAAAGCCCUCAGCAUACAGUCCACAAGUCACCGCAAGACUAUGA